AUGACCGAAUCUAUUUCUGAGGAGUUCCGGAUCAACGGCAAUAAGGCCUUUGCGGAAAAGAGAUUUGACGAGGCCAUAAUUUUAUACACCAAGGCGAUCGAAAAUGAUCCAUCAAAUUUCAUAUACUUCAGUAACCGUGCCGCCGCGCACCACGAGUUGAGGGAAUACGAUGAGGCCAUUCGCGAUGCGAAAAAAUCGAUAUCGAUCAAUGACAACGUAAAGGCUCACGUUCGCAUCGCGACUUCAUUAUGGGCUCAGCGAAAGCUGGAGGAGGCGGACGCCGAGUACAAAGUGGCCUUAGGCCUGGAUCCGAGCAACCAGGGCGUAAAGAACAGCCUAAAAGUUCUAGAAGAGUUGUUGGAUGUCCGGCGUUCGGCGCACCGAACAUCCUCUUCAUCGGCGUCGUCCGUUCCCAAUGUGAUGAUGAAUGGGGCUCCUCUUCCACCUCUUUGUGGAGGCGAGUUCGCAACCGCGGCGGUCAGCGAUGCCGGGGCGGCUAUUGCGUUAAUAAUUUUUGUGGUUAACCUUUUAUUCACCGUCAGCUCCUUUAUGAAGCCGGUUUUGAUGAUUUUCCUCUGGCGGACCCUCCUCUGCGUGCUUAUCCUCCAGCAGGGGCUGAACUUGUAUCUCAGAGGUAUGAUUCCUCGAAAGAUGGACGACCUCAAGGUUUUGGUGCAUCACUUUCCUCUACUUUUGCUAAGUAUUUGCCUCAUCGCAUUACUGAUAAAAGUUCCACCUCAGUUAUUUUUGGCAACAUUUGCUUUAUUUUAUGACUUAAUAGAUUUGUUGAAUCAUAAGAAUAAACUUCUGGUGUGGGCGGGGCCUUUACAAAAUAUAUUAUUGCCAUACUUUAAGAGUAUCGAGACGAAUCGCUACAAUAUUUUGAUGAUGGCUGCAUCUUUUGAGGUGAUGGUGACUUUCCCCAUUAUGCUGACCUCUGGGUCCGUCUUUACGUUGGUAUAUAUUCAGUACAUCAAGACCCGGUAUGUUUAUGAUCGCUACGUGCAGGCAGCGUUCAGUGAUUUACGCAAGAAGGUAACCAAGUUGACGUCUAUGUCUUUCUUACCGCCUUUUGUCAACGUCUACGUGCAGAAGUUCUUCGACAUGUUGUAUACAAUGUCCCAGCAGACCAUAUAA
This is a messenger RNA of Phytomonas sp. Hart1, 1137 nucleotides long. NCBI's taxonomy places the organism in Eukaryota, Euglenozoa, Kinetoplastea, Trypanosomatida, Trypanosomatidae. The record is from the annotation of a GenBank genome assembly.